GCGAUACAAUUUUAGUUUUUCAAUACAUUGUUUGGCGGCCUCCGCUAGAAUUGUCAACCUAGCGAUAUCCUAGUCUCCUAGAGCCGUACCGUACUGUGGCAGAAUAACCAACUGAAGUGAAGCCGUAUCCCAGGUCAAUCCGGAGAAAGGUCGUUGGACAUGGUGGGAGAUAAGAACUCCCCAAGACUCGGUAAUACCUUUUAACGACCUGGUGAGAGGGCCCUUCGAGCUGACAUGUGACUCCAGAAAUGGCCAAUUUAUUUCGCCACGGCCUUUUCAAUUGCUUCUUUGAUGAUGAGCCCAUUCUGAGGACCAGCGCUCUAAGAAUCCUCGGCUUGGUAGUGGACCAUUGGACCUCAGCAUGGCAAGAUUACCUUAGGACAUCAUCCGGUUCUUCCAUGUCGCCGAGAUUGACAAGACCACCACUGGCGAGACAGCAAAGCAAUGGCUCUGGAACAUCGCCGGCACCGCCUUCCUCCAAGAGUAUACUAAGACGGGAUUCCAGUUUCAAAAUGCACUUUGAGGACGUAUUCGGGGUAGACGGCGAUGAUUCAUCAGUAUUGGACCACUUCGGGAGGAAGGACUCGAUACACAACUCGUUCUUGCCCCUCACGCCCGAGAGGGACGAUGGUUGGGCGGCCUUGUCCGGAGAAUUCGCCGUAUCUCCAACAGAUACUUCCGGAAGCUUUGCUGAUGGGGCGGUCAGAUUCGGCAAUAAAUGGUUGGCCGAGCUCGAUUUUGCUAAUAGAGACCUCGCUUGGACUGGACGUCAGGUUGCAGAGGAAACCUGGGGCGUUGAGGAGAUGAAAACAAACCUAGAGAACUUUUAUAUAUGGCUAUUGAGGUUCUCAAUCGAUUGUCCCUUCAAGGAUGUUAGGAAAGGAUGCAGGGCGAUCCUGCAGCGAGCAGAGGUACACUCUUAUCAUUCCAUCCUUGCUAGUUAUCAUUAGUCGCUUCCCCCCCACCGAUAACUUAAUACACGGUCGUUUUGAAACUGAUGGUUAUUGUAAUAGAAAGCCGGUGCACGCUUGCCGGAAGUUCCUGUCCGUGGUCCCUCCUUCUUCAUUCCGUUAAAUGAAACUAUUGGACUGAACUUUGACCCCUGGACCCCUGCAACCCCAAACCCCAAGUCUCCAACACCUUCCGACAUUCCAUCCGAGGAUGAAGAAGAUUGCAUCUCGUUCUCUCCCAGAGAGUCUAACGGAAACUUGAGCUCUGCUUCUGGAAUAAUGAUUCCCGAUCCAAACAAGGGCUCGGCAAACGGAGAGCGUCCCCGUUCGACAUCACGUGGUAGAACUCCGAUCGGCUCUUUUGGUAGAGGUAACCGUCGGACUACCGUCUCAAUGGUCUCCUCACUCUUCCAAACUCCGCCAUCCCCACCGAACGGCGUCGGCGCGUCCUACAAAGUCAAGAGGCGCCAAGCACGUCGACCAAUACCCAAAUACUUACCUAAGCCCAAGCCACCAAGUGAAGAAGUUAGGGCUCUUCAGGUUAACGCGUAUAUGCGUACUGGGAGGGUUGGAAACCUCAACAAGAUACUCUUUUUCUUUCCCCAGUUUGCCGAAAUCAAUAGAGAGACUACGGAUCUGUUCCUCUCCGACGAUUCCGGGAAUGGGCCAUUGCCCCAGAAGUGGAGGAUAUACCUAGGAAUCAUCUCGUCGGCAGAGAGAAAGUGCCAAUACUACCUUUCUCUACUUUCGGAGAAAUUUCUCACAGUGCGAGGCGAUAGACAAUGGCUCAAGGGUCUUCAAUACACGCCCCGCAAAUUACAGAGGAUUUCCAAGCUAAAUAUGCUACUAGCACACAGACCCUGGACCAUCACUCCAGACGACAUCAAGGAGCUGGUUCGGGGAGAAGAGGGUAGUAAUAUGGACCCGGAGCAAAGGUGGACCAUGGCGGAAGUUGUACAGGCGAUAUGUAUUAUGAGCUUCUACCACUCUAAAUCAGCAAUGGCCCUAGCUUGGGCAAUUCUUCCGGAGGCAGACUUACUGGGAGGAACAGUGAAAACCAUGGAAAAGUGUACGCCCGUGGCCCCCUUCGGAAGUUUCGCUACUACUUCAAUAUCUGCCGAGCCAAGUGAGAAUUCCGCGCUUGUAAAACGGGAUGAAGAGCCUGGCAAGUCUGGGGUUUGUAGGAAGCGCCAGCAGCAAGCGGCGGAGGGUCAGGAGCCCGUGGAAUUGCCUGGGAAAUGGAGGAAAACUCCCAAUGGAGGAGUACCAUUUAUAUCGGAUCCAGCCAACAUGACGAGUCCACUGCUCUCAUCAGAGCCUGUGGAUGUGCCUACUGCCCCACUUAGGAAGGCACAGUCGACAUUAGGAACUGCGGAGGAGAUGGAGAGGCAUCAUCGCCGCGCCAAGAGCCAGAAACGGAGGAAAUCGUUCGAGGAAUGCGCAGCUAGUGAUGAUGCUCCACCCCCAGCGACCGGCCUUGGCGGGUUUUCCCUAUCUGCUCCAAACAGUUAUGUCCCGAUUUCUAGUCUUUCCAACGGUAGACCGUUGCCAUCCCAGACGAGGGAUUUUCUCCUUUCUCCCUCCAGCUCCACCAGUUCUCUUUUCGAUACUAGCCUGCUCGGGGAUCAAGUCCCCGCCAACAUCAUCGUUGAAGAUUAUGCUCGGUUCCUACAUGCAGAGAGCCUGGACCAUGAAUACAAGGACUUCGAUCCAAAUUCGUACGAAUACGAAUUUUUACCCAUGGAAGAGUUUGAAUGGGAACGCAACGCCAGUAGCAUUAUCUCGGAUUAUCUCGAUGGCGUGGUUGAGCUGUUGGACCGAUACUUUAAGGAAGCCCAGGAGGCAGAUGGAGAAGAGGAUGUCCUUUUCAGUGCUGCUGUGGAAACAUUACCACCGAGAAAGAGACUGAAUGACGAGAUUUCCCCCGGUAGAGGCGACGACGGGUCAUCGAGAACUCCCGGUGACGGCGAGUUUUACGAUUUGGAUUCUAAUCACGAGCACAAUUUGUCUGAACGACACGAUCGUAUCGGCAGAUCCUUCAAUUCCCCUGGCCUGUCUGCCUCUUCUCCGCCCGGAUAUGACUUCUCCGCCCAGUCUUUUAAGGAGGCCGCCUGGUUUUAUAGUCUGAGGCUGUUGGGUAUCCAGAAGGAUGACUUUAGGUACAGCGAGAUUAAGGUUCUUUUAGAUAAAGGCGCUAGGCGGUAUCUUAAGAGGAUAUGCGCCCAGCCAGAUAUGGUCAGUUUAGCGGACUGGGCAGGGGUUGGUCAAGGAAUUGGUGGAUUGAAGUCCGAAGAAAAGUGUUUGCUCUCAUUACUUGCCUGUCAAGCGCAGUUUAUGGGAGAAAUGCUUUGGGGGAUAAGGGCCGUUAGUGAGUACAUUGGCUAGUAGCCAAUGAAAUAUGAGUUCUGCCCUAUGCCAAUCUUCCAUUGCCAUUUCAUUUAUACUUUCUAUAGCAUCAAGGUCGCUACUGUAGUGAUUUCCAUUUUUCCCCCUUUUUUCCUUUUGCCCUCUGCGAGUCACAUUGCGGUCGGCUUCACUUGGGGGGCACGGUUACCGGUGGUCUGUAAUUGGGAGCAUUUUCAUUACCACUCUUCUUUUGUGCGUUUUCUCACACCGUCUUUCCUUCAACAUGGAACAUUGCAUGUGUGGGAUUUUUACUCUUUAUUACGAAGUCAAUUUCGCGAGGGUAGUCAUCACGGGUUGGGGAGUGAUUGGGUUCUUUCAUGGGGGUCGGGAACCGGUGUUCAUAAGGGCUUGAUAUUUGUUUUCACUUCAUCUUCUCGUUAUCAUACCAGAAUCUGACUUAUGCCUGUUUCUUCAUUUUUAUUUUCUUCUACCACCUCAUUCUAUUCUAUCGUCUCCUAGUUCUCACUAUUUUAUUUUCAUGGGCUCUGUGGCUUGGCAGUUGCGAUUUGGGGUGGUUUGCAUUCUUCUUCCUCACAGAAAAUUUUCGCCUUUUGUGGGAAUAAAAUCAAAAGUUUUCUCCCUUA
Messenger RNA from Tuber aestivum (summer truffle), 3940 nucleotides. NCBI's taxonomy places the organism in Eukaryota, Fungi, Ascomycota, Pezizomycetes, Pezizales, Tuberaceae. The record is from the annotation of a GenBank genome assembly.